CACUGAGGGUAUGUCUCAUAUCAGUAUCUUGCGUAACGAAUGAGUUAGCUACAAGGAAGUUGUAUGUCAAAGGGACAGAACUUUGUCGCCACCCAAAUAGAACACGAUGGCACGUAUAGAGAUUGGAUUUACUUUUCUGAUGUUGGCUGUUGUUUCUCAAGCUUCGGAAACAUGCCUCAAGUCUAUUUCUGGGAGACCUUCUAGUGGAGUGAGCACGUAUUUGCAUUGUCCGAGCCAGUGUUGUGAUGGACAAGCUACGAGAUAUUGUUGUAGGAAAGAAAGUUUUCCUGUUGCUGGAAUAGCUGGGAUCGCCAUUGCAACAGGAGUUGUCAUCUUCAUCGUCUCGUGUGCUGUGCGUCAUUGGCGUAAGUCAAAGAGGACACAAGAGCAAAGAAGCGACUCAACUCUAUUUACAGUUCAGACAACACCCACAGGACCAUCACCUGCCGAAUAUACAGGACCACCGUCUUAUGAUGAAUGCGUGAGCAAGACGCCACCGCCUCCUCCACCCUAUAACAGUGUCGUAGAUGCCGUAUCUGACAGGGGUUGCUGAUGCUGGUCGUGCAGGACGUUCAGUUCACCACCAAAGAAAGCAUCAUUCUCUCAUUCAUUCAUUCAGUCAUAACACUGGGUUCUCCACCAUUGCUACAAAUUUAUUGAGUUAACCUGCAUUACAAUUACCCCAUUGUUAUUACUAAUAAUCUGCAUGUUGAACUGGCAAGUACUAUUAUAAUCACAUGUAUGUGGGCAAUGUUCAUGUGUAAAAGAAUCGAUAUCCAUCCAUGUGUGUUCUAAAAACAGCUUGAUCUACGUGGGAUACUUACUGUGACAUAUUUACUUGUAAACAGAUUAAACGUCCAAUAUGAUUUAUAAAUUCCCUGUUUCGAGUCACAGAGCUUCAAAGUUAAUUAACAAUACUGCAGCCGAAGCAAAAUUAUGAGUCCUUUGAUGGGAUUCGAAUCUCGAACUUUCACAGAUAAACAUAUUGUUCACAUGGCCCAAAAUGUUAACCCUCUCAGCAAGCAUGCUGGAGUAUUUGCUGUUUCCACGACGUGCUGCAAUCGACAGCAGGAGAUUACAGGUCAUUGAUGUUAUUAUAUUGUGUGUCUACCUGUGUUCUGAUGAUAUAAAACAUGUAAGUACAUACACAGUUGUAUUUUGUGCCAAUAAAGACAUUUUUGAUAA
Molecule: messenger RNA, 1185 nt
Organism: Haliotis rubra (blacklip abalone)
Lineage: Eukaryota; Metazoa; Mollusca; Gastropoda; Lepetellida; Haliotidae
Exons: 4
Coding region: 107-553 (148 amino acids)
Source: RefSeq, a predicted model, not a curated record